AUGCCACCCCCCACCCGAUUCCGUCCCCCCCGAUUAUUACCCCUCCGCCCGCCCCACCCCCCCCCCCCCCCACGACCCCCCGCGGGCCGUCGCCCCCCCCGGGACGACACACGAGCCCGAUCGAGUCCCCCCCGAUCCCCCCGAACCGCCCGCUCCCCACCUCCGCGCACCCCGACCGCCCGCCCCGAUUCCCGCCCGGCCGACCCGCCGCCACCUUCACGUCCGACCCCCGAUCCCCGACCCCCCCCACGAUCCUCCACCCGAUCCCGCGCCAUCGACCGACACCGCCCCCCCGACGCUACCAGUCACAGCACGACCACCGAGCCCGCACCCCGGCCGCCCCGCCCCGGCCCGCCCGCUAGACCGCCGCCCCCACGACCCCAGUCUCCCCCCCCCUCCCCGCCGAUAGUUACCCCGCCCCCCUCCCCGCCCCCCACCAACGCGACCCAGCCCCACCUGACCGAGGCCCGACUCCGCCGCCCGCCCGGCAGCCCCCCCCGAUUCCCACACCAAAGACGGCCCGCCAUCCCCGCGCCCCCUAGGGCACGGUGCCCCAGUUCCCGCCCCCCACGACCCCCGGCUCUAUCGCCGCCCGACCCACCCCGAUCCUGCGCAGAACCCCACCCGGCCCUGACCGCCACCGCACCCGAUUCCCGACCGCCGACGAGGCGCCGCGACCGCCGCCUAGCCCGUCCGCCCACGAACCGCCCGACCCCGCUCAUCCACGCUGCACGUUUCCAACCGACCGAUCCCCGCGCCCGCCCCCCCGCCCUCCACACCCCGGUUUACCCCCGCCGCCCGCCCGCCGCCCCCCCCCGAUCCGACCCCCCGGACGAUCCCCCGUCCCCCAGUUUCCACGGCCCACCGCCCGGCCCCACGGGCCGCCCCACACCCCGCUGCACCCGCGUACGCCCCCGCCGCCCCGCCGCGGCCCCCCCUCGUGUCCCGCGCCCCCCCCGAGCCACCCCUGCACGACGAGUCAUAUCGGAGUUCACCCAGCGGCACAAUCACCGACGCCCCGCCCUCCGCCCAGCUUCCGACGCGUUGUCCGAUUGCCCCCCCAGUCCAAGUUCCUCAGUGCGCGCAGUCGCCCCCUUCCCGGAGCCAGUAGUCCCCCCCGGCCGCUCCCCCGACCGGCUCGAUCCGCCGCCGACCCCGCCCGGACGCCGAUCACCCGCCACGACCCGACCGCCACCAUCAACCCCCUCCCGUCGCCCCCCCCCCCGUCCUGUUCCUCCCGCCCCGCCCCCCCCCUCGCCACCCAGUCACGCCCUCGAUCUUAGCCGUGACCGACAAGCGCGCGCACCGGACCCGCCGCCCACCCCCGCCCCCGCCCGCGGCCGCCGCCCAACGCCCCUCGAUUCAGUUCCCCGCCGCGCCGCCACUCCUCCCCCGCGAUCCGCCCCGACCGUCCCGCUCAGUAGAGGUGUUUCCUCACCCUUCCCCCGCGCCCGAGCCCCCGACCCCGAAUCCCCGCCCCCCGACCCACACCCCCACCGCCCACCACCCCCCCCGCGCACGCCCGCUCCGACCCGCCCCCACCACCCCAACCGCCCGACCCCCGCCACCCAUAUAUAUAGAUACACCCGCCCGGCCCCCCUCCCCGCCCCCCGCGCCGCGCCCCCGGAUCCCGUACGAACACCGCCACCGACACGUUAUAACCCCCCACCCCACCGCCGUCCGUCCCCCCCCGCCCCCCCGCACGGCCCCCUCCCACGCCCGAGUCUACCCCCUGGCCCGAUCCGCCACGCCCCCCCGAUCCCGCCGCCCGAUUCUGCCGAUGCUCGGGCCCCGCCCGCACACGAGCCCCCACACGCCGUUACACCGAUCCCGUCCCCUACCCCGCCGCGACCCACCCCCACGACCUCCCCCCUCGACAACGAGCCGUCCCCUCCCCGACCCCGCCCACCCGAUUUUCCGCCACCCCCCCGGCCGAACGCUCCCAGACCUGACGCCCCGGAGCCCACCGACCAGCCCCCGCCUGCCCCCCGAUCCGCCCCACCGCAGUUUGCCGCGGGCCCGACCUACGUAGGCCGACCGCCCUCCCUCCCCGAACCCGCCCCGCCCCGCCUGACCCCCGCCGCCGUACACCCUCACCUCGAACGCCACCCUGCCCCGACUACCGACAGUCCCACCCGACGCCCCCCCCCGAUACCGAUCGCACGACCGCUCCGCUACCCCCCCGCCCCCGCCGCCGCCCGAUACACGCCUCGGCCCCCAGUUCCCCGCCCACCGCCCCCCUCCGAUCCCCAACCGCGCCCGCCCCCCCGACCCCCCCGCCCCCGACCCCCGUUUCAGCCGCCUGGAACCCAACCCCGAUGUCGCGCCCGAGACCCCCCGGCCGCUUUCCCGGCAGUGCCCUCGAAACCGCCGCGCCCCGACCCGCCCGCCCACCCGCCACCCGACCCCAUAUCCCCCCCGUCGGCCGCAUCGCACACCGCGAUCCCCCGACCGCUCCGCUUACCCGCCUCCCCCUCCACCGUACCCGCCCCGACCCGCCCGAUCCCCCCCCGCGAUCACCCCCCCGCCCGCCCGCCGCGCGUCCCUCCACGCCCCCCCGCCACCGCUGGCCGCCGUCCCACCCCCGCUAGCUGGCCCUCCCGAACUCGGCCCUCCCGAUCAAGCCUCACCCACCCCCAUCCCUCUGCACGCGCGAUUCCGCCGGGUCCCGAUACCUCCUGCCACCCAGCACCAGUGCGUGUACCGACCGGCCCCCCGACGCUCGCACCCCGACGCCUACCGAACCCGCUCCCGAUUCCCGCCGCCGUCCCCGAUCCGCCCCGAGUCACGUGUCCCUCCGACGACCCCGCCACGCCCCCACCCCACUCACCACGCAGUUUAAAAGGUCGCCCCCCUACCCCGCCCCCAGCCCCCCCCGAAGCCGACCCGCCCCGACCGCAGCCGCGGAGAGUUAGGUCCCCUCCGGACCCCCGAUUUCCGCCGCCCCACGAGCGCUCCCGCCCCGCCCCGCCCGGCCGAUUGCCCCGCGUCCGCGCUCGACGUCGCCCCCCAACCCCCCCGCCGCCCCCCACAGGCCGGCCCCCCGAUCCGAAGCCGCCACCCCACGAACCCCGAUCCCCACCCCCGCCCGUCCCCAGUUACGAUUCCGCGUCACCGGUCCGGCCGCCCCCGCCCCGAGUUUUCCGCCGUCAUCGUCCCCCCCCGACCGCCGCCACCGCCCGCCCCUACAGCCACCCACACCCGAUCCAUCCAGUUCCCCACCGGCCCCUCAGGAGGCGCACAACCCUGCCCACGCCCCUCCCGCCACCUACCCCUCUCAGUGCACACCCCUCCUCGUUCCGCCCGCCCGCCCCACCCGAUUCCGCCCGCCCGCGCCCCCCCGAUACAAACGCACCCGCCCGCCCCUCUCCCCUCCCCGAAUGCCGCCACCACCCUCGGCAAGAGUGA
This is a messenger RNA of Dicrocoelium dendriticum, 3408 nucleotides long. Lineage: Eukaryota; Metazoa; Platyhelminthes; Trematoda; Plagiorchiida; Dicrocoeliidae. The record is from the annotation of a GenBank genome assembly.